CGCUAACUAUUAGUUAUCUGUUAGUCUUCCUGCUUCUCUUUUUUGAAAAGAAAAAAAGUGUUUCAGAGACUAACACAGGAGAUUCCUGUCAGUUUAGCACUAAAAGAUUGAGGAUUUAGUUUGGCAAUGUGGUGUAAUACCAGCCUAUUUCCAGUUACUGCAGGAUCCUGAAUGUUGUUUUCUUCCUUCAGACAAGAGAAACCUUCUCAGUCCCUGAUUAGAGAGGAAGAAUUAAGGUUUACUUUUAAGCAGUUUCUUGAGAAAGACUUCAAUCUUGAGUGCUAUAUUUGGUGAUACUGCCAUGCAAGCUCGUUGUAGACUGCUUGUCUAGGUAUGGGAAGCCUUUACAGAAGAGAAAUUGCAACCCUAACAUCGUGUUCUCUAGCUCUGUGGAUAGCUAACACUUUCAUUUCUAAACCAGCAGUGCAGCUUUUUGGCAGAUGAGAGUCAAAGGAGAGUUGUUAACUUGGUAGUGUCUCUUUAUCUUUCUUUAUAAGUUUUUCUUUCUGUUCAAAACAUCUGACCAUAAAUUGCGAUAAUCUUGUUGACUGUGCUUCCUCGCUAAAGUCCUUUGAGACUUACCCUGGAUGUAUGAAGGUGCAGUUUCACAGCUGACUCCUAGUAGCAGUGCUGGCUCAAAAGCAGUUCCUAUCCAUUGAGUUAUAAGCUGACCAAAAAAAGAAGGGGGGGAGUUAUGUUAAAUAAAUCUGACUUAGAUUAGUUUGGCCUGAUGGCCAGUUGUGUUGACACACCAUGAGAUAAGAUGGAAGGACUGGACUGCUUAUUGUGGCAUUACUGAUGGAAAAGCUUUGCAUAGUUUUUCCAAAAGGUGCAGUCUUCUGAAUGUUUCUCUGGCAAUUGUGCUCGCUUAAAUAGCAUCUCUUUCUUUCUCUGAAGCUGUGAUAGGUGAUGCAAAUGUGUGUAGUGAACCAAAUGAAGGAAUUGAUCUAGACUUAAACUUGGAAAAUUAUUCAUGUGGAUUGCUUCCCCAGUUUGGGCUGCUACCAAUACCUAUGAGGUAGGAAAGUGGGAAUGGGAGUACGCAGGGACUGAGUAAGCUGCUACUGAAAAGUGAAGCUGAUGAAAUGUUGAGGAAUGCCAACUGGUCCAGGUAACUUAAGAAGAAGCAGUGAUCUUAAUCUCUUGUAAUUGUUGAGGGGAAGCUACAUUACUGGAUAACCUUGAGCAGUGAACUACCUCUUAUGAAAUAAAGAAAUGGAUGAAAUGGAUGAAACAUCUAAAAGAAUCCUUCUAGAGCCAUACCGGUAUUUACUUCAACUUCCAGGUAAGCAAGUGAGAACGAAAUUGUCACAGGCCUUUAAUCACUGGCUGAAUGUUCCAGAAGAUAAAAUACAGGUUAUCAUUGAAGUGACAGAGAUGUUGCACAAUGCAAGCCUACUUGUGGACGAUAUUGAAGAUAACUCAAAGCUACGACGAGGCUUUCCAGUGGCACACAGUAUCUAUGGAAUUCCGUCAGUAAUCAACUGUGCUAAUUAUGUGUAUUUCCUUGGCUUAGAGAAGGUUUUAACCCUUGAUCACCCAGAUGCUGUUAAAGUUUUUACCCGUCAGCUACUGGAACUCCAUAAAGGUCAAGGCUUGGAUAUUUACUGGAGGGAUACCUACACAUGUCCUACAGAAGCUGAAUAUAAAGCUAUGGUACUGCAAAAGACAGGUGGUCUCUUUGGAUUAGCUGUAGGCCUCAUGCAGCUCUUUUCAAACUAUAAAAAAGACUUAAAACCACUUCUUAACACCCUUGGUCUCUUCUUCCAAAUAAGGGAUGACUAUGCCAACUUGCACUCCAAAGAAUAUAGCGAAAACAAGAGUUUUUGUGAAGACUUAACUGAGGGCAAGUUCUCAUUCCCAACUAUUCAUGCAAUUUGGUCAAGACCUGAAAGUACUCAGGUGCAAAACAUCUUACGUCAAAGGACGGAAAACAUAGAUAUAAAAAAAUACUGUGUACAUUAUCUUGAAAAUGUGGGUUCCUUUGAAUACACUCGGAAUACACUGAAAGAGCUUGAAUCUGAAGCCUAUAAACAAAUUGAAUCACUUGGGGGAAACCCUGAGCUUGUAGCACUAGUUGAACACUUGAGUAAAAUGUUCAAAGAAAAUGAAAAUUAGCAUUUAUUUAACUCCUGGGAACAAAUAAACUCUUUUAAAUGAGAAAAUUAAUCAGAUUGUUCUUAGAUGAUGGAAGGAUGAAAUCUUAUUUCUCUCAUUGCUAGAUUGCAGAAAUUACCUUUGGAAAUGCUUUUGGAAAUGCUUUGUGUGCUCACUGAGUGCUAAAAUAUAACUUAUUAUCUGUACUGCCUUAACUGUAACUGCUUGCAGAUAGCUUUAAAACAUCUACUCACACUGAAUCAAGUGUUGAUUGUGUAACGGAGACCACAUUUAGAUUCAAUGGCAUUAUUUCAGUCUUAACUCCCACAGGUUAUAUAGCAUUUUUUUUUAGUCAGGCUGUUGCAGAUUUCUGGCUGAAAUUUAGUAUUAAAUUAAGUCUGACCUGAGUGGCUUGUGUGUUUUUAAACAAUGAGAUAUAGGUAAUUUACAGGACUAAAUAACAAAAGGAGAUACUUGUAAUCUUAAUGCCUGCACAAAUGUUGCCUAAUAGUUAUAAAUUAGAAUUGUAAAGAGCAGAUGGGUCAGCCUUGCUAAGUUCUAGUGGGAAUAUCACAUCCAGCUUCUGAGGCUAUUUUCAGGGAAUACAAAUUUUAAAAAGUAAUACUUAUAUCCAAAUGAAACUAAAUUUUAGUUUAUCUAGCUACUCUUUGAAAGACUUCUAGGUACCUGAGGGAAAAGAAUCUAUUUCAUCAACAAAGCAUAAACUUGCUGCUGAUUCUAGCUCUGCUCUUAGAUUUUAUGGUUUUAUAUUUUUAAACUGUCAAAUAUGUUGUUAUCACUUACAUAGCAUAGGAUUUAAAUCUACAAAUUAGAUGAUGCAGUAUACAUAACUGCACCUAAUAAUACAGUAAGCUGCCACUAGGGAUGAGUUGGAAUUUGUGCUAUGUAACUUUAGGGUACUGUAACUGAGGCAAGUCUCUUCCCUCUCUGCUUACAAUUGAGCUUACAAUUGAGAGCAUCUUUCUCCAGGAGUUGAUUCAUAAUUUAUAUUAUGUUCCUGUUCUGAACUGCGCUCUGGUUUCUCUACAGAGGGAAGUUUUCUAACUUUUGUCUAAAACAAGAUAUUGUACCUUGUUUUACAAGCAGUACUACUACUUUGGUAUUGUUGCUUAUUGGUUAAUAAUGAAGUACUCUUAAAUAGAA
Messenger RNA from Rhea pennata, 3261 nucleotides. It is a transcript of the gene GGPS1, whose product is annotated as geranylgeranyl diphosphate synthase 1. Gene Ontology annotation, biological process: isoprenoid biosynthetic process. The transcript has 4 exons. The record is from RefSeq and is a predicted model, not a curated record. The coding region runs from base 1216 to 2118 and encodes 300 amino acids. Gene Ontology annotation, molecular function: prenyltransferase activity. NCBI's taxonomy places the organism in Eukaryota, Metazoa, Chordata, Aves, Rheiformes, Rheidae.